Messenger RNA from Thalassophryne amazonica, 1141 nucleotides. RefSeq names its product histamine N-methyltransferase-like. Lineage: Eukaryota; Metazoa; Chordata; Actinopteri; Batrachoidiformes; Batrachoididae. Gene Ontology annotation, molecular function: N-methyltransferase activity. Bases 90 to 980 code for a protein of 296 amino acids. The record is from RefSeq and is a predicted model, not a curated record. The transcript is spliced from 7 exons.
GUUCCUUAACCUGCUCAGCAGGAGGUGGAUUUCUUUCAGUCUGCUGCUCUCUGUGGACACACUGACAUCUCUGUGACAUUAUACAUGCCAUGGCGUCUCAACUGAUGAGCCUGUGUGACGAUGACAGCCGCUAUCAAAAAUCCUUCAGUUAUUAUCUGGAGUAUUCACGUGAACAUGAAAGCGUGUGCAGUUUCAUCCACAACAUCCUGCCAGACCUACUGGCCAGCAUUGGAGAAGGAAAAUCUCAUCUGAAUGUCAUUGGAGUUGGCAGUGGUGCUGGUGUGCUUGACCUAGAGAUGCUCUCUGAGAUCCAUCAGAAGUUCCCAGAUGUGACCGUGGAUAAUGAGGUGGUGGAGCCGAGCAGCCAGGAAAUUGAAAAGUACAAAGCUUUGGUGUCACAGAAACCAGGUUUAGAUCACAUAAAAUUUACCUGGAACACGAUGACUGCCUCUGAGUUUGAGGAGCUCUGGAAAGAGAAAAAGGUGACCAAAAAGGCAGACUUCAUCCACAUGAUCCAGAUGCUGUAUUAUGUGAAGGAUCCUGAAUCAACCAUCACCUUCUUUCAGAGUCUCCUUGAAAAGAACGGGAAGCUUCUUCUCAUUCUUGUCUCUGGUGAGGGUGGCUGGGAGAAGUUGUGGAGGACCUACUAUGAUGAGCUGUGUAAAAGUGAUAUCAGUCAGUGGGUGACCUCAAGACACAUCAAAAACUUCUUGGACUCCAAGGGACAGAGCUACCAGAGCUAUGACCUGCCAUCUGAAAUAGACAUCACUGAGUGUUUCUCUGAGGGAGACGAGAAGGGGGAGCGACUGCUUGAUUGUCUAACCGAAGUGGUCGACUUCAGUAAGACGGCCUCUCCUGAGCUCAAAUCUGGCGUUUUGGCCUUAUUGCAGCAUCCAGACUGCAGCACGGAGUCUGAUGGCAGAAUUAUCUUCAACAGCAGCAUGGAAGUGCUCAUCAUUGACCCUCUGAGAGCCUCUUGAGAUAUAUGUAAACAAGCUAAAAUAUUGAUCACAAGGGCUUUUCAAUUUUAAAAUCAAAUAUCCGCUCAAUCCGCAACACAGAUCAGAUGUGGAUCAAACUUACAGUUGUGCUCACAAGUUUACAUACCCUGGUAGAAUUUUUGUUUUUUUUUUGGCCAUUU